Molecule: messenger RNA, 513 nt
Organism: Fulvia fulva
Lineage: Eukaryota; Fungi; Ascomycota; Dothideomycetes; Mycosphaerellales; Mycosphaerellaceae
Exons: 1
Coding region: 1-513 (170 amino acids)
Source: RefSeq, a predicted model, not a curated record
AUGCUCCUCAUCCUCCCCUUCCUCUCCACCCUCACCCUCGUCCUCGCCACCCCUCACCCUUAUCCUCCCACCCCCCUCCCCUGGCACCAAACCACCCACAUCAUCGCCUUCGGCGACUCCUACACCUACAUCCAAGGCCUCCACGGCCGCCAAAACUACAGCUUCAUCGGCGACCAACAAAACUUCUCCUUCAACGCCUCCACCCUCCUCUCCAACCGCAUCGUCCAGAACCAAACCGCCACAGCAGAAGGCGGGCCCAACUGGCUCGAGUUCUUGACGGGAUGUGGUGUCCGUCGCGGCUUGACGGAUCCGCGGAAGUGUACCAGGCAGCUGUGGGAUUUCGCGUUUGCGGAUGCGGAUAUUAGUGCGGAAUACGCUGAGACGCCGUUGCAUCAUGAGUUUACGGUCAGUUUUGUUAGGCAGGUUGAGCAGUUCCGAUUAUACGGUAGCCCUGUGCUGGGGGGAUAUCGUGGAGAAGGAGGGGACUUUGGUGGUGGUGUGGAUUGGGAUUAA